Leptosia nina is the source of this 2754-nucleotide messenger RNA. The record is from the annotation of a GenBank genome assembly. NCBI's taxonomy places the organism in Eukaryota, Metazoa, Arthropoda, Insecta, Lepidoptera, Pieridae.
AUGUCGGAAACACCCACUCACACAGGAAAUUUGCAACAUUCAGGUAACCAGAUAACUGAUAACGACUUGCAAGAUACUGUAACAAAAAACAUUUCCAGCAAUGAAAGUUUAAAACCCGUUACUUCGAAAGAUUCUUCACCAUCUAAAAAGAAAAACGCACGGAAAAGGGCAAAAUUAAAGUCGCUUCAAAUGCCAAAAGAUAUAUGUGACCAGUCUUUGUUAUCAAAUCCCAGAGGAAACGAUGCUGCUUUAUCAACUCCAUCCACUUCCUCUGUUAUGGAAGUUCAGGAAAGAAAUAGUGGCGAUGCUCAAAAAUUAGCACAUUUAGAUCAGAGUAAUGUUAUGUCUAAUACAAGUUCAAAUUUUAACAAAUUGCACAUUUCUUCACACCAAAUUGCUCAACAUGCACAAAGUACUAAUUCUGUUCACGAUUUUUUCAUGAAUCAAGUGAUUCCACUAUAUGGCACCGCUAAUACCAGAUAUGCAGAAAAUCUUGCUCAUCAUCCUCAGUUUCAGUUAAAUAUACACUCUCCAAAAUAUCUACAAAAUCUAAUGCAACAUCCCUUACUGAGCCAUCCUUUAAAAUCACCAAGCAGUGUUAAUAGACAUAUGUUUUCUGGAUCUCCUCACCUGUUUAAGAGAGAAAAUGCACAAAAUAUAUCACCAAAUAAGAAAAGAAUCAAUCCAAAACAGUUCCAACAUGCUUACGUUUCAAGCACAGAUCGUAGUGAGCAAGAUGUCUUUAUAGAUGGCAUUAAGAAUAGAAACCGUGCUCUAGAAGGUGAUAUUGUUAUUGUACAGUUACUGGAAGAAAAAGAUAAUGGUGAAAAAAAGGAAACUGAGAAAGAUAAUGAUGACGUAAAACAAAAAAAAGGAAAAGUGGUCUAUAUAAAGGAAAGAAUACAUACCAGAACUUGUAUUGGAUCUUUAAAGCUGAUGCCAGAUAAAAAUAGGCAGAAGGCCCUCUUUAUACCGAGAGACUACAGAUUCCCAAGGCUAGAUAUACCAUGUACAUUUUGGCCUGAUAAUUUUUACACUGACUCAGACAAAUAUGAAAAUACAUUAUUUUCAGCAAAAAUUUUGGAUUGGUUUGAUAUACGAUUUGCUCUAGGAAAAAUAGUUUGCAAUAUAGGUGAAUCAGGGGAUAUGCAAUCGGAAACUAAAGCUAUUUUGGCUCAAACAGACGUGGAUAUUACUCCUUUUGGACCAGAGGUACGUCACUUAUUCCCACAUUUAGAUUAUGUCAUACCCGAAGAAGAGAUUAAGUUAAGGGAAGAUUGUCGUAAAUUAUGUAUAUUUAGUAUUGAUCCUAACAAUUGUCGUGACAUUGAUGAUGCUGUCUCAUGUAGGAAACUUGAAAAUGGUAAUUUUGAAGUAGGGGUCCAUAUAUCUGAUGUGUCCCAUUUUUUAACUGAAAAUACAAUGUUGGAUGAAAAGGUGGCUGAAAAAGCUACAACUAUUUAUAUGGUGGAAAAGGCAUAUCAUAUGUUACCAGACGAGCUUUGCAUGCUUUGUUCUCUAUUUCCUGGAGUUGACAAACUAGCAUUCUCCGUAUUUUGGGAAAUAUCAGAUGAUGCUGAAAUUUCAAGACCUAGAUUUUCAAAAUCUGUCAUACAUUCCUGUUGUCAAUUAGCUUAUGAGCAUGCUCAAGCAAUACUUGAGGGCAAUAUUGACACAGAGCUUAAGUUUCCAGAAAUAUACAAUGGUUUCAAAUAUUCUCAAAUACAAGAGACCAUUAAAAACCUAGGAAAUAUAUCAUCAAUUUUAAGGAGAAGGCGUUUUGAAGGUGGAGCCCUAAGAAUCGAUCAACCAAAAGUUUCAUUCACUUUAAGUCCUUCAAAUGGAAUGCCAGAAUCAUUUUGUAUCUACAAAAGCAAAGAAAGUCACCAACUGAUUGAAGAAUUCAUGUUGCUAGCAAAUAUGUCCGUAGCUACUAAAAUAUAUGAGGAUUAUCCUAAAUUAGCAUUUUUGAGAUGUCAUCCAGAACCCAGUGGUUAUAUGUUAAAACAACUUGCUAAAGCAUUAAAACCAAUGGGUAUUGAUUUGGAAAUAACAUCAGCAGGUGAUAUCUAUCGGUCAUUACAGCCCUAUGUGGGCCCUACAAGUAAUGAUAGGGGUAAAGCCAUGGUCUUAAGUAUGCUGUGUGCUAAGCCUAUGGCAAGAGCAAAAUACUUUUGUGCUGGUGGAUAUGUAGAAGAUUUUCACCAUUAUGCUCUAAAUGUUCCGCUAUAUACACAUUUUACAAGUCCCAUAAGACGUUAUGCAGAUAUCAUGGUACACAGGUUACUAUCAGCAAGUUUAAAAUACAGAGAUGUGCCCAAAUGGGAAGUUGACUAUGUAAGGCUGGUUGCAGCCCAAUGUAAUAGGCAAAAGUAUAAUGCAAAAAGGGCAGGUGAAUUAUCUACUGAAUUAUAUACACUCAAAUAUAUUGAAAUGCACUCACCAGUUUCUACUGAAGCAGUAGUUGUCGAGGUCAGAGAGAAAUACAUUGACGUUAUUAUUGUUGCAAUGGGGUUGAAUAGAAGAAUAUUGUUCAAUAAUGAUUUCCCUGGUGACUACAAUUGCAUAAAAAAUGACGCCGGUACGAAGUUAUCUAUAAUGGAAUUAACUUGGCACGCCACCCAAGGACUUCCAGAAGUCAAACAAAGUAUCAGUGUAUUUUCUACAUUAAAAGUCGAAAUGCACAGAGGAGAUGACAUGGUAAAAAUUGAAGUAAGACUUGUAAGACCAGACCAUGUGGAUCCUACGUUAUAG